Megalops cyprinoides (Indo-Pacific tarpon) is the source of this 2416-nucleotide messenger RNA. It is a transcript of the gene insig2, whose product is annotated as insulin induced gene 2. Gene Ontology annotation, cellular component: SREBP-SCAP-Insig complex; endoplasmic reticulum. The record is from RefSeq and is a predicted model, not a curated record. The transcript has 6 exons. Gene Ontology annotation, biological process: SREBP signaling pathway; cellular response to insulin stimulus; cholesterol biosynthetic process. Bases 971 to 1669 code for a protein of 232 amino acids. NCBI's taxonomy places the organism in Eukaryota, Metazoa, Chordata, Actinopteri, Elopiformes, Megalopidae.
CGUUAUAAUCUCGAAUUAUUUAGGCUACUAGUUGACAUUAUUAGUUACCUUGUCUACUUUACGAUCCGCUUGCAGUUUUGCUUGGUGAUUUAUUUAGCAGACUGGUCACAUUAUCAGUUAUCAUGAUGUUAUUAUUACAUGUUGCUAUCUGAACUAAACUUCUUUAAUGGUGGUUAAAUAGCUUGCUUGCCAGUUAACGGGCUUUAAUAAAUUAUUUCUUCAAAGGAACAUUUGCUAAAUUGUAUACAGCUGUGUGGCAGGAAAACAAUCAAUUUGCAAUCACAAUCUAUGUUAGCUACUCAUCGCAACCAGAGGUUUCAUAAAACAGCAAGAGCACUAUGGGCUCAAAAUAUUGGUGAAAAAUUACUAAUGAAUAGCGUAUAGUAGUUUAUUCGUAAUUAAGUGAGUUAUGAACUAUGAAUUCAUAAGCAGCAUAUGAAACCAAGCAACAUGAGGAAAAUAAAUUAUUUCGAAACACCACUUACGGAAAACAAAACUAAAUGACCCAACAAGUGGCCUGUAACGUGCCACGCACACGCACUCGGAAAAUCUUCCUUAGGACAGCCAGUGUAAUUCAACUGCCCAGUUUAACGAGUCUCUGAAAUGACGUUUCAGUUCCACACAGACCCCCACCGUAUUCAUUUUAUAGCCAGUCCCUGACAUAUAAAAGGUUAAAUGUCCUGUACUCGUUGCAGAAUCUGUAUUUUGGAAGAGGAGAACACUAUUAAUCCACGAAUUUUGGAGAGAAAAUGCUUUACGAUGUGUGAAAUGGACAAUUUCUCAGAGACAGCGUAUUCGGGCAGCUGCCCCUGGAAGCAGAACUCGAACAGCGUCAGCCGUGAGGGAACUGCUUGUAUGAGAUAUUUGCGUCUGUCCCUGCAAUGUCAGACAGCAGCCAGAGCGCUGGAGGCUAGAGAGUCGACUGGGGGCCCUUUAUCACGUAUGACACGAGGGACAGAUUCUGGCACUUAUGGCGGACACUUGGAAGGUCAGAGGUGGGCAGGAGAAGGGCGGGUCUGGGCUGGCACCCCGGGGGCCGUACAUCGCAGUCAUCACGAACCGGACUGUGAACCUGCUCAUCCGCGGUGUCAUGCUGUUCUCUGUUGGGGUCUUCCUGGCUCUGGUGCUCAACCUGCUGCAGGUGCAGAGGAAUGUCACCCUCUUCCCACCUGACGUCAUUGCCAGCAUCUUCUCCUCCGCCUGGUGGAUGCCGCCCUGCUGUGGCACAGCUGCAGCAAUGAUUGGCCUGUUGUACCCCUGCAUUGACAGCCGCCUGGGCGAGCCCCACAAGUUCAAGCGGGAGUGGUCUAGCGUGAUGCGCUGCGUCGCCGUCUUCGUGGGCAUUAACCAUGCCAGCGCCAAGGUGGAUUUUGCAAAUAACGUCCAGCUCUCCCUGACCCUUGCCGCCUUGUCCGUCGGGCUAUGGUGGACAUUUGAUCGCUCGCGCAGUGGGUUUGGACUGGGGGUGGCCAUCGCUUUCCUUGCAACCCUUACCACACAACUGCUGGUGUACAAUGGAGUUUUUCAGUAUACUUCUCCAGACUUUCUCUACAUCCGCUCCUGGUUACCUUGUAUCUUCUUUGCUGGAGUGAUAACAAUGGGAAACAUAGGGCGCCAGCUCGCCAUGUACGAAUGCAAGGUUGUCCAAGAGAAGACUCAUCAAGACUGAUAAAGCUGACAAUGUCAUUCAGUUGAAUUUCGACUAUGUACAUGCCAAGUUGAAAAUGUGAAUGUACAGUAUAUUUGGUUCAAUUGAAAGGUGAAAUUGCAGGAACUGCAGUUUAUUUUGUGUUUGUGUGCGUGCAGCAACUAUGAUGCAAUCUGUGAUUGCAGCUUUAAAGGAAUAAAAUUGUGUAGCGUCUCUGUCAGAAACAUAACCUUAGUACCAGGGUUCUGAGACUUUUGGCUAUUUGGUGCCAAACUGAUGUUCACCGGAAAUCCAUGUCUUUUUUAUAACCUAACAUGGAGUUUAUGUAGAUUUGUGUCCUCUGUUAAUAGGAUAUAUCUGUUGCUUGAUGUACUGCUAUGUAGAACAAUGUUAGUCUUCAUUCGCUGAAUAUAUGAAUAUAUUGGGUUUUUUUUCACUGUGUUAAAGGGGAAGAUAAUUGUGUUAUACUAGAUGGUGUUCACCUGGUACAAGCACAAAGCAAUACAUUUAACCUCUAACAUAUACCUUAUUUGGGUAUAUGGCUGUCAGGUUUUGUGGUGUUCUGGACGUUGCAGAUCAGGGUCGUAUUUAACAACCUCAUGUUAAAAUGCUGCCACAUGUUGAUACUUCUUUGCAUCUGGCAGAUAUGAACAGUGUUAAAUGCAAUAUUGUCAAAAAAGUCGCAUCACCUUUGGUCCUUACAGCCUGUUGUCUGCAGAGUUUCCUGCCUUUGAUUAGAUAACCUCACCACAUGAGGGAAGGGAGGAA